GUAGCGAACAAAGUGAGGCGAGGCAGCCGAAGCGUUUGUUUGAGGUGGAAAGUGGAGUGGAGUGGAGUCAUCUUUCGCUGUAAGCAAAAAGUCCGUUCCGCCGAUUCGAUCUUCUCGUAGAGGCGGCUGGAUCCAUCUAGUUACUUCAUACGCAUCUCCACCACCCCCAAAGAACGGCCUUCCUUUCUUAUUUGUCCUCCUCUGUCCCCUCCCUCUUUCCCUUCUUCCUCUUCGUCUAUCCGGGACAGGGCAGGCAGCCUCGCUGAACCAAUUUCAAUAACGCCGACGGCAGAGCAGGAGGAGGAGCGAGCAUGGCUUCAUUAGUCAUAAACCCUAACUGCAUCCGUAAUGGGUCCUACAGGGUCGUUGGCACCCCAAACCAGAAGCUGCUCGCCGCCGCCUUCCGGCCGGGCAUCGUCCGCUGCUCAGCUGCGCAGUCCCGGCCGGUCUACUACCCAUCGCACAUUCCGGAUCCCAACUAUGUUCGCAUAUUCGAUACUACCCUCCGCGAUGGGGAGCAGUCGCCCGGCGCCACCAUGACCAGCAAGGAGAAGCUCGACAUCGCUAGGCAGCUCUCCCGGCUUGGCGUCGACAUCAUAGAAGCUGGUUUCCCAAUUGCCUCUAAGGAUGAUUUCGAAGCCGUCCGAACCAUUGCCCGUGAGGUCGGUAACGCAGUCACCGACGAUGGCUACGUUCCGGUAAUCUGCGGCCUGGCGCGCUGCAACAGGCCGGACAUCGAGGCAUCCUGGGACGCCGUCCGCCAUGCUCUCCGCCCGCGCGUCCAUGUCUUCAUCGCUACGAGCGACAUCCACCUCAAGUACAAGCUCAAAAAGACGAGGGAGGAGGUGGUGGACAUCGCCAGGAAUAUGGUUGCUUUCGCAAGGAGCCUUGGGUGCGAGGACGUCGAGUUUAGCCCCGAAGAUGCGGGAAGAUCUGAUAGGGAGUUUCUUUAUCUUGUCCUUGGUGAGGUCAUCAAGGCUGGGGCAACGACCCUUAACAUUCCUGACACAGUUGGCUACAAUUUGCCCAAUGAAUUUGGAAAGCUGAUCUCUGAUAUUAAGAGCAACACCCCUGCAAUUGACAAUGUGAUUAUUUCUACUCAUUGCCAAAACGAUCUUGGCCUGGCCACAGCAAACACCUUAGCGGGUGCUUAUGCUGGAGCAAGGCAAUUAGAGGUUACUAUUAAUGGAAUUGGUGAACGAGCUGGGAAUGCUUCACUUGAAGAGGUGGUUAUGACCUUAAGAUGCCGAGGUAAAGAACAGUUGGGAGGACUUUAUACUGGGAUCAACACCAAACACAUCACUAUGGCUAGCAAGAUGGUUAUGCAAUAUUCUGGUCUGACUGUUCAACCUCAUAAGGCAAUUGUUGGGGCCAAUGCUUUCGCUCAUGAAAGUGGAAUUCACCAGGAUGGAAUGCUGAAACACAAAGGUACAUAUGAAAUAAUGUCCCCUGAAGACAUUGGACUGUCUCGAUCUGAUGAAUCUGGUAUUGUUCUGGGAAAGCUUAGUGGGCGUCAUGCUUUGAGGUCUAAACUUAUACAGCUUGGUAUAGAAUUAGAUGGGAAAGAAUUGGAUGAUGUCUUCUGGCGUUUCAAAACUGUGGCUGAGAAGAAGAAGCAUCUAAGUGAUGAAGAUAUAGAAGCAUUAGUUUCUGAUGAAAUCUUCCAGCCUCAAACAAUUUGGUCUCUGGAGAAUGUACAGGUUACUUGUGGAACCUUGGGUCUUUCAACAGGAACUGUUAAAUUAGUUGGACCUGAUGGUGCAAGACAUGUAGCAUGUGCAGUUGGCACAGGCCCUGUAGAUGCAGCAUAUAAAGCUAUUGAUAGCAUUGUACAGGUGCCGGUAACACUUCUAGAAUACGGUCUAAAUUCUGUCACCGAGGGUAUUGAUGCAAUAGCCCAUACACGGGUAGUUAUACGUGGGGAGAACAGCCAUACGGCUACACAUGCCUUAACUGGGGAAACAAUCCAUCGCACUUUCAGUGGUUCAGGAGCUGAGAUGGAUGUUGUUGUAUCUAGUGUUCGGGCAUAUGUGAGUGCUCUGAACAAGAUGCUAGGUUUCAAGUCUGCUUCAUCGAAAAAGACAUUGAACAGCAGCCAAGAAAUUGUUGGGAAGGUAUAACCAACAUGCAUGCUGAUUAUUCGAUGUGUAGGAUCUUACGAAAUGAUGUAAGGUUGUGGUCUAGCUUGUCUAGCACACAAUUUUGUUCCGAGGUCAUAAGUUGUUUCCACUCCCAUCAUUGUAAUGUUUAUUGGAUGGCAUGCUAAAUGUAGUAUUAGUUGAAUUGGUGUUGCUUAUUUGGUGUAUUUGACUGUGCAGGAUUGAUCUGCACUAGGCUGUACAUCUAGGAAUAACCUGCCUCCCUCUAUACCAGUUUGAGUGUUAUUUAUUUAUGGGAGAAUUGACAUCUUUAUCAAAUUUACUUCUGUUGUUUC
Molecule: messenger RNA, 2434 nt
Organism: Nymphaea colorata (pocket water lily)
Lineage: Eukaryota; Viridiplantae; Streptophyta; Magnoliopsida; Nymphaeales; Nymphaeaceae
Product: 2-isopropylmalate synthase A-like
Exons: 13
Coding region: 312-2120 (602 amino acids)
Biological process (GO): L-leucine biosynthetic process
Cellular component (GO): chloroplast
Molecular function (GO): 2-isopropylmalate synthase activity
Source: RefSeq, a predicted model, not a curated record